AUGCAUAUGAAGAGUCGCAAAGUUUGUAUCUACUGGAAGCAGGGGAGGUGUAAUAGAAACCCUUGUAGGUUCGUGCACGGAGAUCUGGCUACUGCGGAUCUGCGUGCUUCUUAUGUGUACCGCGCGCCUCGAACACAAUCCCAAGCUUUACCCGGUGGCCUGAGAAGGAAGACCCUCUCACCUCCAGAAGAAGAUAGAGCUGUCAAAAGAUCCAAAUCCACUCAGGUAACAUCUGCUGCUGUCUCACAGAAGAGCCGAAAUAACUGCCAAAAAAUUGAGAGUGCUCAGAAACCAGAAGCUUCUCUGCUAGUCACCACCACUACUGUUGAAAGAAGUGAAGACAAGGCUUGUUGCCAAGAAUGGAUGUCUGGAAGUUGUGGGAGAGGGGAUAGCUGUCAAUUCCUACAUUCUUGGUCCCGUGGUGAUGGAUUUUCGUUGUUAGCAAGACUAGAAGGGCAUGUUGGGAAGCCUGUUUCAGGUAUCGGGCUUCCUUCGGGGUCUGAUAAGCUCUACACAGCUAGCAGUGAUGGGAAGGUAUGUGCUUGGGAUUGCCAUAGUGGUCUGAUUUCUGGAGCUGUGAAUGUUAGUGAUCAGAUUGGGUGUCUGAUAAGCGAUGAGGAAUGGGUCUUUGUUGGUUUCCCUAAUGGUGUCAAAGCAUGGAACUUUAAGUCAGAGGUUUACUACGACCUCACUGGUCCAAGUGGUCAAGUGAACGCCUUGGAAGUUGGGUUGGAUGCCUUAUAUGCAGGAGCUGAAGAUGGUGGAAUUUCGGUUUGGAAAGGCUUCACUGACCAUCAGCUAGCUAAUCGAUUCCAGCAUGCUAUUCCCCUGAGAGGCCAUGCCAGUGCUGUUACUUGCCUGAGAGCUAGCAUAAAUGGAGAAUUGCAUAGAUUGUACUCUGGUUCCACGGAUGGGAUGAUCAAGGAGUGGGAUUUGAACACUGGUGAGUGCAUUCAGACACUGAAGGCACACGAUGACGAUGUAACGUCUGUGAUCUGUUGGGAUCAGUACUUAGUGUCUUGCUCACUGGAUAAGAAGGUGAAGUUCUGGGGUCGAACUGAAGAAGGCGGUGACGAGAUAAUCCUCCUGUACACACAUGAAGAGGAACAUGCUGCACUUGCUCUUGGUGGCGUGAAUGAUUCAGAUGGAAAACCAAUCCUGUUUUGCUCAUGGAAUGACAAUUCUGUGGGUUUGUACGAACUCCCAUCGUUGAAAGAGAGAGGGAGGAUAUAUGCUGAGAAAGAAGUGAGAGCAAUCCGGGCAGGUCAGGAGGGAUUGUUCUUCACAGGGGAUGCAAGUGGCGUGGUUAGUGUGUGGAAAUUGGCAGAGAAGCUUGUAGCUAGCUAG
Molecule: messenger RNA, 1347 nt
Organism: Linum tenue
Lineage: Eukaryota; Viridiplantae; Streptophyta; Magnoliopsida; Malpighiales; Linaceae
Source: the annotation of a GenBank genome assembly